UCCGUCCAAUCCUCAAUGCUAUAAAGUAUAAAGAAUCACUCUCCUUCCGUGUCUCUCAUUUUAUUCACUUAUAAUUCACCACAGGCAGAUAAGUUUAAUCUUCAAACAUGGCUACAGUCACUAACUCCGCAGCCGUUACCAUUCCAUCAUUCACGGGACUAAAGGCAACUGCAACAAAUGCCACCACCAAAGUUAGCGCCGGAGUUAAGGUGUCAGCAGCCCAGUUUCCAAGGCUUGGCGUGAAGGCAUCGCUCAAGGACGUUGGAGUAGCUGUUGUGGCCACCGCUGCCAGCGCAGUGCUAGCCAGCAACGCCAUGGCUAUUGAGGUCUUGCUCGGUGGUGAUGACGGGUCUCUGGCUUUUAUCCCAAAGGAUUUCUCAAUUACUGCUGGGGAGAAGAUCGUAUUCAAGAACAAUGCUGGUUUUCCACACAAUGUUGUGUUCGAUGAGGACGAGAUUCCCAGCGGAGUGGACGCAUCAAAAAUCUCAAUGUCUGAAGAAGACUUACUCAAUGCACCUGGUGAGGUUUAUAGCGUUACUUUGAGUGAGAAAGGAACCUACUCUUUCUAUUGUUCCCCUCACCAAGGAGCUGGAAUGGUUGGAAAAGUCACCGUUAACUAGAUGCCUUCUUUAAGGGCCUUUUUAUCUUAUAGUUUUGUGUUAAUUUUGUCUAUGUAAAAGAGUUUAAUUAAUGGAUAUUGCUGUGAGAUGCUAUUGUAUGAGAUGAAA
Messenger RNA from Arachis stenosperma, 728 nucleotides. RefSeq names its product plastocyanin. The record is from RefSeq and is a predicted model, not a curated record. NCBI's taxonomy places the organism in Eukaryota, Viridiplantae, Streptophyta, Magnoliopsida, Fabales, Fabaceae. The coding region runs from base 108 to 620 and encodes 170 amino acids. Gene Ontology annotation, molecular function: copper ion binding. Gene Ontology annotation, cellular component: chloroplast thylakoid lumen. The transcript has a single exon.